Messenger RNA from Corapipo altera (White-ruffed manakin), 1355 nucleotides. RefSeq names its product reactive intermediate imine deaminase A homolog (gene RIDA). Gene Ontology annotation, molecular function: deaminase activity. The coding region runs from base 79 to 489 and encodes 136 amino acids. NCBI's taxonomy places the organism in Eukaryota, Metazoa, Chordata, Aves, Passeriformes, Pipridae. The record is from RefSeq and is a predicted model, not a curated record. The transcript is spliced from 6 exons. Gene Ontology annotation, cellular component: cytosol.
GUGCGCCGGCGGGAUCCUGAGGGAGGCGGGGAGGGGCGGGUACCGACGGCAGCACCGACGGCGGCAUCUGCGCCAACUAUGGCCUCGCUCGUGAAGAAAAUAAUCAGCACUACCAAGGCCCCUGCACUGGGUCCCUACAGCCAAGCUGUGCUGGUGGACCGGACAAUGUACAUUGCAGGACAGAUAGGCUUAGAACCUUCCACCGGGCAGCUUGUCUCUGGAGGGGCAAAGGAGGAAGCUAAGCAGGCUCUAAAAAACAUGGGAGAAAUCCUGAAAGCUGCAGGCUGUGACUAUGGCAAUGUUGUGAAGACUACGGUUUUGAUGGCAGACAUGAAGGACUACAGUGAUAUUAAUGAUGUUUAUAAACAAUUUUUCAAGGCAAACUUUCCAGCCAGGGCAGCCUAUCAAGUUGCUGCUUUGCCCAAAGGUGCCCGAGUUGAGAUUGAAGCUAUUGCCAUUCAGGGACCUCUCCAAGAUGCUUCAGCCUGACUAUAAAUAGAGACUGGAUAUCCUACAGCAACAGUUUUGGAUUUGAUUAAUACUUCUCCCUUACAUCCGAUUCCUACAGUUGACUAACAGCAGUUACAUGCAGUUGAAAGUAGUAAAUUUACCAAGGAAAGGUGCCUUCUUCCGGACUGGGGCCUUGGAUUCUCUAAAAUAUGAGCUUACAGUGAGUUCUCUGCCAGCAAACCCUGAAACCUGUGGGAGUCCUGCUAAAAUCAGCUGAUCUUGAUUGCAGGACAGGGCCCACUUUGUGAUGGUCACUGGAUAUUCAGGUAUUAAGGUACAUGUUUGGGUGAGCUUAUGACAGUUAUACUGUCGUAAGUUAUACUAUCUGUGAUCUGGACAUAGAAAACUAGAAUGAUUUGUAAGUAACAAUUUUAAAUAAGAAAAAAUGACAGAAAUGAGAAAACAGAACACUUGAAUUGCUUAGGACAUAUUUUCACUUUUGGGGAAUUUUACUCUAUUUGUUUCUGAAUUGUCUUGACCUCUUUCUUUACAUAAUAGAUUACUGUUGAAAGUCACUUUUUUCAUAUGUAAGCAACUGUUUAAGAAAGUUAAUUUCAGAAAUAAGAAAAUUAUGCUUUUCUGAAGUGAAGUGCUAACUUUAUUAAUCAACUGUAAAUUAAUAUCUACCUGAACUUUUUUCAUAAUUUUUUUCAUAGCAAUUCAACUUUGACUGUGUUUUGAUUUAAAAAAAAACAAGCGAAAAUCCAAAAAAAAAAAAGUUUAAUGAGAAUAAAAUAUAAUUGCAACUGCAAAAAUGUGCUUGUCUGUUCUGGGAACAAACUUCUUUUCCUGAUUGUGCUUUGAUUAUCCAUUACAAAAAAAAAAAAAAACAUUUUGCUUAUUCA